AUGACGGGCCCAUUUUCCGUAGCAAGCGGUGCAGUAGGAGUCAUUUCCCUGGGCCUUCAAGUAUCUCGAAGCCUAGUCAAGUGUUGUUCACAAUACAAGAACUUCAACAAAGAUAUUAUCACGUUCAAAUUCAAGGCAGAGACUUUAAAUGCUAUUUUAUAA
Molecule: messenger RNA, 162 nt
Organism: Sclerotinia sclerotiorum 1980 UF-70
Lineage: Eukaryota; Fungi; Ascomycota; Leotiomycetes; Helotiales; Sclerotiniaceae
Exons: 1
Coding region: 1-162 (53 amino acids)
Source: RefSeq, a predicted model, not a curated record